Molecule: messenger RNA, 1802 nt
Organism: Pistacia vera
Lineage: Eukaryota; Viridiplantae; Streptophyta; Magnoliopsida; Sapindales; Anacardiaceae
Exons: 5
Coding region: 5-1666 (553 amino acids)
Biological process (GO): cortical microtubule organization
Cellular component (GO): cortical microtubule
Source: RefSeq, a predicted model, not a curated record
CGAGAUGGUGAUGAAAGAAAGAGACGAGGAGCUGGCUUUGUUUCUUGAAAUGAGAAGACGAGAGAAGGAGAAAAGUAAUCUUCUUCUUCUUCACAACUCUGACGACAUCAAUAGUAAUAGUACUCCUCUAGGAUCUCAUAUAUCGAAGAUUAUGUCGUCUGUUCCGACUCGGAAGACCGUUGCUGAUAAUUUUUUGAAUUCGAAGAAUGAUAAAUCUGAUUAUGAUUGGCUUCUUACACCACCUGGUACCCCACUGUUUCCUUCUUUGGAGAUGGAAUCACAGAAAACCAAAAUGAGUCAAAUUGGGAUGUCUAAUGCUCGUCCAACUGCUUUGAAAUCAAGGCUACCUAAUGUUCAGGAAGAACCUGCUUCAAGGAGUAACGUAGCAUCUAAGAAUCUGACCGUGCCAUCUGGACUAGACUCUUCAGGUACUGGCAACAGAAGGCCAUCAUCAUCUGGUGGUCGAACUUCUACUACUAGAGCUGCAACACCAACUGGGCGGCCAACUUUGACCACAAUAGCUAAGCCUUCAAGAUCCUCAACUCCUACUUCAAGGGCCACCUUGCCUUCCUCUAAACCGGCUGCUCCUGCAGUGAGAUCCUCAACUCCUGCUAGAUCCUCAACUCCUACUGUGAGAUCCUCAACUCCUGCUAGAUCCACUGCACGCUCUUCAACACCAACUGCUAGGCCCACUGUAGCGGCUCCUAAACCAGCACCAAGAUCAGCAACUCCAACUUCUAGAUCAACAUCAAGAUCAGCAACUCCAACUUCUAGAUCAACAUCAAGAUCAGCAACACCAACUCGUCGACCAUCAGCCCCUUCAAGUGCACCUAGUGUAUCUGCUCCUCCUGUUCGAUCUUCUUCAGUGUCAAAGUCAGGUUCCACAACUUCAAAAAAUCCUGUUCCAUCACGUGGCACUUCUCCAACAGUAAAAUCUAGGCCUUGGAAACCCUCUGAGAUGCCUGGUUUCUCACUUGAUGCUCCACCGAAUUUGAAGACAUCAUUGCCUGAACGGCCAGCUUCAGCUUCUCGGGGCAGGCCAGUGGCAAAGAAUAAUCAACCGUCUUCUAUGGAGGCUAAUUCUAAUGGAAGACGCAGACAACAAUCUUGCUCUCCUUCUAGAGUAAGGACUCCAAAUGGUAGUGUCUAUGGUAGUGGGAGUUCCAUUCCUUUUGUGCGUAAAGCAAAUGCUAGUAGUGGUGAUGAUGUGAAUCCAGGACUAAUGGGAACCAAAAUGGUAGAAAGAGUGGUAAACAUGAGGAAACUGGCACCACCAAAGCAAGGAAACAAUGGCUUCAGCCAUAGUAAUUCUGCUGGGAAAUCAUCCUCAUCCCUUGACAGCUCUGGCUUUGGAAGAUCACUCUCAAAGAAAUCCCUUGAUAUGGCUUUGCGUCACAUGGAUAUAAGAAGAAGCACUCAAGGUAAUCUGCGGCCUCUAAUGACAAACAUUCCAGCUUCUUCUAUGUAUAGUGUGAGAUCUGGAUCCACAAAAAGUACAACAAUUAGUGUCUCAGAUUCACCUCUUGCCACAAGGAGCAACGCGAGCUCCGAACCCAGUGUCAACAACAAUUCCUUCUGUUUAGAUGAUAUUGAAAUGGAAUGCAGCAAUGAUUUUGGAAGUGAAAGAGGAAACCCAUCUCCUACGAGCCAGCGUGGUUGUAGGUAACGCAUUUUCCGCUUUGUUAUUUAUAGGUGGAAUGCUCAACCAACCUAAUAUGCUUAAGAAACAACCCGUUUCUGAAGUGGUAGAUGUUGUACGGUGACUCGCCUUUUCUGUAAAAUUUUGUUUAGAGAGUCUGUGG